Capsicum annuum is the source of this 409-nucleotide messenger RNA. Its product is annotated as proteasome subunit beta type-3-A-like. The annotation marks the transcript as partial. The record is from RefSeq and is a predicted model, not a curated record. The transcript has 3 exons. Lineage: Eukaryota; Viridiplantae; Streptophyta; Magnoliopsida; Solanales; Solanaceae. Gene Ontology annotation, cellular component: proteasome core complex.
UUUGAUUUGUUUGGAUUAUGCACACUGAUAUGUGCUUUUGAUAAUGGUUUCUUUAGGCAUCAACGUCUUGUCUUCCGCCAUAAGCUAUAUGAGCUUAGAGAGGAGAGGAAUAUGAAGCCUGAGACCUUUGCCAGCCUUGUAUCUGCUAUGCUUUAUGAGAAGAGGUUUGGCCCAUACUUGUGCCAACCUGUAAUUGCUGGAUUAGGUGAUGAUGACAAGCCUUUUAUUUGCACCAUGGACUCUAUUGGAGCAAAGGAGCUCGCAAAAGAUUUUGUUGUUUCUGGCACUGCAUCUGAAUCACUUUAUGGUGCUUGUGAGGCCAUGUUCAAGCCUGACAUGGUUUGUUACUGCUUUUGCUUUCUUUUUUGCUUUAUAAUUACAUAAUCUGUCUCUAGCUUGAAUGCCAUAU